Messenger RNA from Miscanthus lutarioriparius, 2184 nucleotides. Lineage: Eukaryota; Viridiplantae; Streptophyta; Magnoliopsida; Poales; Poaceae. The record is from the annotation of a GenBank genome assembly.
AUGCCCCAACCACCUGAUCCCUCCACCCCAUCGCACGCCAUAACAAAGCAGAGCACCACGGCACACACACCUCCACACCGCCCCCCACGCAGUGCCGCGCCGCACUGCCGCCCUGCCAUCUCCCAUAACUCACUCGCCUCCGCACGCGCACCCGCCUCUGCCUGUCCCUCCCCCCAGCUCACUCGUGUCGUGCACGCCGUCCCCUCCCACCCCACGCGCCAAGAACUCGCAUUGCCGCCGCCGAGCCAGCCAGGGGAGGGGAGGAGCGGCCGCGGCAGCGCAGGGAGGAGGAGGAGCAGGAGAGCAGCCGGCGGCAGGAUGUUCGGGCGGGACCCCUGGGGCGGGCCGCUGGAGAUCUCCAACGCCGACUCGGCGACGGAUGACGACCGGAGCCGGGACCUGGACCGGGCGGCGCUGAUGCGGCAGCUGGACGAGACGCAGCAGAGCUGGCUCCUGGCGGGGCCCGGCGACCAGGCGGGCAAGAAGAAGAAGAAGUACGUCGACCUGGGCUGCGUCGUCGUCGACCGCAAGAUCUUCAUGUGGACCGUCGGCACCAUCCUCGGCCUCGGCGUCUUCAUCGGCUUCAUCAUGAUGAUCGUCAAGCUCGUCCCGCACAAGCGGCCCCCGCCGCCGCCGCCCGACCAGUACACGCAGGCGCUGCACAAGGCGCUCAUGUUCUUCAACGCGCAGCGAUCCGGUCCGCUGCCGAAGCACAAUGGCGUCAGCUGGAGGGGCAAUUCCUGCAUGAAGGAUGGCCUCUCCGACAGCACCGUCCGCCGGAGCUUGGUCGGAGGCUACUACGAUGCAGGGGACGCCAUCAAGUUCAACUAUCCUAUGGCCUGGUCCAUGACCAUGCUCAGCUGGAGUGUGAUCGAGUACAGGGCAAAGUAUGAGGCCAUCGGUGAGCUCGACCAUAUCAAGGAGCUGAUCAAGUGGGGAACAGACUACAUCCUCAAAACCUUCAAUUCAUCUGCCGACACGAUAGACAGGAUUGUCGCUCAGGUGGGUGUAGGUGACACCUCUAAAGGCAGCAGUCAGCCUAAUGACCAUUACUGCUGGAUGAGACCAGAGGAUAUCGAUUACAAAAGGCCAGUCACUGAGUGUCACUCUUGCUCAGAUCUAGCAUCUGAAAUGGCUGCCGCCCUGGCUGCAGCUUCCAUAGUGUUCAAGGACAGCAAAACCUACUCUGACAAGCUCGUCAAAGGUGCAAAAGCACUGUACAAAUUUGGCAGGCUGCAGCGUGGGCGAUACAGCCCCAAUGGAUCUGACCAGGCAAUCUUCUACAAUUCCACCAGCUACUGGGAUGAGUUUGUGUGGGGUGGUGCGUGGCUGUACUUUGCCACAGGGAACAAUUCAUACCUCACAGUCGCCACGGCCCCAGGAAUGGCAAAGCAUGCUGGAGCCUACUGGUUUGGAAGUCCAAACUAUGGAGUAUUUACCUGGGAUGACAAACUUCCAGGAGCUCAGGUUCUUCUCAGCAGGUUGCGACUCUUCCUAAGUCCAGGGUACCCUUACGAAGAAAUACUGAGGACAUUCCACAACCAAACUGACAACGUUAUGUGCUCAUAUUUACCUCUAUUCAAUUCAUUCAACUUCACUAAAGGAGGAUUAAUACAACUCAACCAUGGAAGGCCUCAACCACUUCAGUAUGCUGUCAACGCAGCUUUCCUUGCUUCUUUAUACAGUGACUAUCUUGAAGCUGCAGACACGCCUGGGUGGUACUGUGGACCUAAUUUCUACACCACAGAAGUCCUCCGCAAGUUUGCCAGGUCACAGCUUGAUUACAUCCUUGGAAAGAACCCAUUAAAGAUGAGCUACGUUGUGGGUUUUGGAAACAAGUACCCGAAGCGCCCUCAUCACAGAGGUGCAUCAAUACCUCAUAAUGGCGUCAAGUAUGGAUGCAAAGGAGGUUACAAAUGGAGGGAUACAAAAAAGGCAAACCCUAAUAUCCUUGUUGGAGCAAUGGUGGCUGGACCUGACAGGCAUGAUGGCUACAAAGAUGUCCGCACAAACUACAAUUACACAGAGCCUACUCUUGCAGCAAAUGCUGGUUUGGUUGCAGCGCUGAUUUCUAUAUCUGAUAUCAAAACUGGACGGUUCGGCAUUGAUAAGAACACCAUCUUCUCUGCAAUUCCUCCAAUGUUCCCAACACCCCCACCACCGCCAUCAGCGUGGAAACCAUAA